This is a messenger RNA of Mus caroli (Ryukyu mouse), 1610 nucleotides long. NCBI's taxonomy places the organism in Eukaryota, Metazoa, Chordata, Mammalia, Rodentia, Muridae. The record is from RefSeq and is a predicted model, not a curated record.
GGGAUGGUCAUCAGCCUCAGCCACACACAAUCCCUGCCUCCUCCUUACAGGAUGAACUGACCUAUGAUGAUGUGCAUGUGAACUUCACUCGAGAAGAAUGGGCUUUGCUGAAUCCUACACAGAGGAAUCUCUACAAAGAUGUGAUGUUGGAGAUCUACAGGAACCUCAAAGCUGUAGGCUACAAUUGGGAUGACCACAACACUGAAGAACAUUGUCAAAGUUCCAGAAGACAUGGAAGGCAUGAAAGAAGUCAUACUGGAGAAAAACCCUCUGAAAAUACUCAAUGUGGUAAAGCCUUUGGAUGUCACAGUCAUCCCCAAAAGUAUGAAAGAAAUCAUACUGGAGAGAAAUCCUAUGAUGGUAUUCAGUAUGGUGAAGCCUUUGUACAUCACAGUAGUCUCCAUAUGCAUAAAAGAAUACAUACUGGAAAGAAACCCUACAAAUGCAAUCAAUGUGGUAAAGCCUUUGCACAAACCAGAACUCUCCAAAUACAUAAAAGAACACAUACUGGAGAGAAACCCUAUGAAUGUGAUCAGUGUGGUAAAGCCUUUGCACAUCAUUGUCAUUUCCGAGUACAUAAAAGAAUACAUACUGGAGAGAAACCUUAUAAAUGUGAUCAAUGUGGUAAAGCCUUUGUAAGUCAGAAUGAACUUAAAAGACAUAAAAGAGUUCAUACUGGAGAGAAACCUUACAAAUGUAAUGAAUGUGGUAAAGUCUUUGUAUGUAACGCUAGUCUCCAAGCACAUAAAGUAACUCAUAGUGGAGUGAAACCUUAUGAAUGUAAGCAAUAUAGUAAAUCUUUUGCCUCUCAUGGUCAACUUCAGAAUCAUGAAAGAAUUCAUACUGGACAGAAACCUUACAAAUGUAAUGAAUGUGGAAAAGCCUUUUCAGAACACAAUACUCUCAGAAGGCAUAAAAGAACCCAUACUGGAGAGAAACCCUAUGAAUGUAAGCAGUGUAGUAAAUCCUUAGCCUCUUGUGGUCAACUUCGAACACAUGAAAGAAUUCAUACUGGACAGAAACCUUAUAAAUGUAAUCAAUGUGGUAAAGCCUUUGCAGAUCAUGGUAAACUUUGAGAUCAUGAAAGAGUUCAUACUGGAGAGAAACCUUACAAAUGUAAUGAAUAUGGUAAAGUCUUUGGACAACAGGGUCAUCUUAGACUUCAUAAAAGAAUACAUACUGGAGAGAAACCUUACAAAUGUGAUCAAUGUGGUAAAGCCUUUCCAUAUAGUAGUACUCUCCAAGUACAUAAAAGAACACAUACUGGAGAGAAGCCCUAUGAGUGUGAUCAAUGUGGCAAAGCCUUUGCAAAUCAAAGUCAUUUACAUGUACAUAAAAGAAUACAUAGUGGAGAGAAACCCUAUGAAUGUAAGCAAUGUAGUAAAUCCUUUGUUUCUAAUGGUCAACUUCAAAGUCAUCAAAGAAUUCAUACUGGAGAGAAACCUUACAAAUGUAAUGAAUGUGGUAAAGCCUUUGCAUGCCAUCGUAAUCUUCAAAAGCAUAAAAGAAUACAUAUUGGAGAGAAACCUUACAAAUGUAGAAAAUAUGGCAAAGUCUAUUCACAAUCAAGUCACCUCCAACUACACGAAAGAACACAUACUAAAGAGUAA